AUGGAUCCAGCUCCGUCACCUUUUCUUGCCCUCCCUGCCCGGAUUCGGAAACGGAUCUAUCGCUUUGCUCACUUGCUGCGACCAUGUCCGAUUCUCAUCGUCCCGCGCUCAAGAGCCGUGGCAGACUCGCCGGCUUGUUUUCCAGGUCCAUUCUGCAGAUCUGAGGAGUCUGCAUCAGAGGGGGCCUUGGAACGUCAUAUGCUGCUUGGGCAGAGGAAAUGCGCGUGUCCCGCCGUCCCGAAGCAGCUGCUUCUCAUCAACAAGGCUCUCCACAAGGAGACGCUGGAGAUUCUAUACGGCGAGAACACAUUCGCCAUCUGUGCACAUGAGAGCGAAGAUUUCGAGGUCUUCAAAAUGCUCUCAGACGACGCUCUGCACGCAUUACGCCGGCUUGUGAUCCGGGUGAAUAGCGCGCCAUUCCUCCACGCUCGCAACUACAAAAAUGGCCCUUGUCUGAUCUGUCGAGCACCUGGGUCUCUGCGGCAUUCCCAAUCUAUGCUCCCAGAGUGGGCGCUUGUCUGCCAACUUUUGGCACGGAGACUUGCACCAGUUCACCUCAAGCUGGAUCUCAUCAACAACGCCCAGGACUUGCCGACCAUAAAACGGAUAUUGGGUUCAUUAAAUAGUCUUCCACGCCUCCUAGAUUGCAAUAUCUGGAUGGGAAGGCAGCUUGAUCCAAGCAUCAUUUCACUUGCACGCUCGACCGCACUCAAACUCUUGACAAAACCGAGCCCAGAGUUUAAGGCAAAACCAAGAAUACCUCAAACUCCCUUAACACUGCUACCACUAGAAGUUCGUCGUCGUAUUCUCAUGUCCACGAACCUCAGGUACAAUGGACCAUUCUUGUCAAAGGGAAAGGGGAUAUGCGUCAAGGACGGAAAAUUUGCCCCGUCGCUCAGUCCCGAUUGCAUCCACGGAAACUGCAUAAAAUGCUCGACUUCGGCGGUCCGUUGCCUCUGCCGAUCCGGAUUGGAGUGGCAGUCAUUCUCUCCCCAUUGCCAGUGUCGAGACUUGCCCCUUGGUCUCUUCCUUGCAAGCUGGCAAAUGUACGCAGACGGGGCCGAAGUCCUGUACUCUACGAAUACCUUUACAUUUUCAGGCUCGUUUCUGGAUACCUUGAAUAUGCUGCAGUCGUUUAGGCCGGAGACUCUGAAGCUCUUCCGCCGGAUCCGGUUCGAAUUCGAUUUUGAGCAAACCAAGGCCUGGGCUAAGCAGGAAACCUCUUUCCUCUCUCUAUUCUCGUUCAUUGGCAAGCAUUUCGAUGUUUCCCAACUUCUCCUUAUCAUAGACACAAGUAACGAUUAUUAUCCAUGUCUGGAAAGGGAAUUCGGCGAACCGACGAUGAAAAACCUAUAUGAUGCCUAUACAAGCAUCAUGCGGUGGGUAAAGUUCACCUUGCCUGGUCUGGCAGACCUUCACGUCGUCCUCGGCAUAUUUUUCGGUCUGGAGACCGUAUUUGAGAAAUACGUCAUGGGUCCGGAGUACGAUAGCAAGAGAGGUAACCGAUAUGCGAAGGCUGCCCACAGCUCCGACAUGAUCAAUCCUGCGAUUUCUAAUUGGAAGGAGGUGAGCGAGAUACCAUACUGGCAUCGGUCUUUCUGA
Molecule: messenger RNA, 1602 nt
Organism: Clonostachys solani
Lineage: Eukaryota; Fungi; Ascomycota; Sordariomycetes; Hypocreales; Bionectriaceae
Source: the annotation of a GenBank genome assembly